This is a messenger RNA of Seriola dumerili (greater amberjack), 1462 nucleotides long. RefSeq lists its product as uncharacterized. Gene Ontology annotation, biological process: generation of catalytic spliceosome for second transesterification step. The coding region runs from base 18 to 974 and encodes 318 amino acids. NCBI's taxonomy places the organism in Eukaryota, Metazoa, Chordata, Actinopteri, Carangiformes, Carangidae. The transcript has 5 exons. The record is from RefSeq and is a predicted model, not a curated record.
UCACGCGUAAAGUGAAAAUGGCGAGAAAUGAGGAGAAGCAACAGGGGAGACUGAACAGACUGUGGCUUCAGAGAGAGAGAGAGGAGGGACGCCUCAAAGAUGUGCACGAGCGGAGACCCAAGCUGUCCACUCUAAAUUCAGCUUCUUCUGUGAAAAAGUGGAUCCCCACCAUUAAGAAUGAAAUAGAGUAUUAUUUGCAGCAAUCCCAGCUUUCUCAUUACCCAGAGAGGAAGAUAGCGGAGUUCCAGCUGCACAUUGAGGCUUUAGAAAGAGAGUAUAAAAGCUUCAUUGCCAAACUGCGAGUACUUGACCCUUCCUGUAAACACAAGCCGUGGACUCCUCGAGCAUACUGCAAAAGGAGAGCAGAGACUCAAGACUCUUCGAGCAUCGUCAAAACCCCUCGACGCAGUGAGUCACAGGAGGACAGCAGUCAGAUCAGUGGAGCUGACAGUGACUUGGACAGCAGUUGGACAGGAUGUCACAAAACCUCAGCCACUGAGAGGCAGGGAGCUCUCAGCUAUUCGGAGACCAGAUUUCAGACCCCUGUCCCCAUCAACCUGGUGUCAGAAACCUCAGAGGCAGUCUGUGCAGACCAGGACCAGCCCCUCUCCUUUGACCGGACACGGCUAGCAGUGGCCACUGCUGCGUUCAGAGGACUGUCAGCUCAGCUCGGCUCCUUUCAAACACAGAGCCUAGCCAGGGUGCUGCAGUCUGGCCUGCCAAACCUCAAUAAUUCUGCAUCAGGACAAAUAUUUACAUCGCAGAGCAGGAGUAGAGGCACAGAGAACGAUGACGGGACAGUGAUGAGUUUGGUUAAUGGACAGAAAGGUGGAGUCCAAGCACUUAAGUCAGACUGUGAAGCAGCAGAGAAGAUACCUGAGAAAGCAUCGAACAUUAGCACAACAGAGGAGACGUCUGGUCAUGUCCUGGGACUAGACUGUUACUCUUCCUCCGAUGACGACUGUGACACAUGAUGUUUUUAAAUCAUAAAAUGAACUGGUCCACAAUUUUCAACAUUUUAAUUUACAGUGAAUUGCAUAAUGAAACCUCUCAUGUCCUGUGUUCAUUCAGAGGCUUCCUAAGUGGUGGGUCUCAUUAACAAAAUAUUAAUAUGAUAAUUGUACCUACAUUUUUGAAAAUGACAUAGUAGAAAAUACUUUUUAUAAUACUUUUCCUCUCACUUUUAGUUCUAACUAAAUCCUGAAAUUUGUUUUGAAAGAUAGGCCUACAUUUGAUGCCAUGCUGUGUUUUUUUUGGGGUAAAAUUUAACUCUCUUCUUCAUACAUGAGGAGUGUGAAUCACAAUUACAGGAUAUGAGAAUGUGAGAAUGCACCCCCAUGUGAGAAUAUGACACAGUUCAACAGAAAAAGGGUCAAAUGAAUUAAUGAAAUGACAAAAGAUAUGUUUCAGUUUCCAAUUAAAGCCCAACUCACAAGACCUGCUGUGUGAGAGGAAAAGUUAA